CUUCGAUUGAUUGGCUCUCAACGGGAGCUCCGUGGUGCGCGCACAGGCUACAGUGACAGUGAGUUUUAUGAAUGAGAGUGAAUUUGACAACAGCACAUGCCUCAUAAGAAACAGGCUCCUGCGGGGGCGUGCUGAAACUCUAGAGGCUCCCAGGGAAUCCGAUGCAAAAUGUUUCACAUGUUCGAGGACGGAGGCUGUUGGAUGAUGUUUGUGGUUGGAGUGCGAUGGAUUUGGUAAAAGUGCGCGCACACACACGCACAAUCCAGCUGCAUCUUCUCUCUCCUGUGGCUCGUUUCUGUCUCUGCCUUAUUGAUUCCCAGAGGCUGCUGCUGCUGCUGCUUUUGGCCAAUAGGCUCCUGCAGGAGACAGUUUUUUUUUUUUGUCAAAGGGAUGAGAGCAGAUGAAGUGAUGAGAUUCGUGUAACUUUUGGAUGACCCCUUCUUGACAAAGACAGUGUCCAUCAAUUGUCCUCAGUCAUUAUGCGCUGCUUUUAUGCCAAGGGGCUUUUUGUGUCUUUUGUUGGUUUCUCUGUUCAACACUGCGCCUUCAAGUUAGACUUUAGAAACUGAUAUGUUUGUAUUUACUUGGAAAAAAUAACCUGGUGCAACAAUAUAAGUUAAUUUUUUUAUUUUGUACAUUUAAAACAUAAAUAUUGAGAUACGUUUAGACUAUGUGUAUUUUUUCUUUUCAUUUUUCAUCUUUCUUUUCCUUUUUUCCAACCUGAUUAUGGUAAAAAGUAUUAUUAUUAUGAAUGUAUUCCCUCCGGGGCUUGAUUUAGACGCAUCUUAAGUUGUAUCAAAUUGCUCUUAGUUGUAUGUUUACUCGCGUGUGGACCUGCAUCACCUCCAUUGGCCGAUCUGGUCACAUGGUUCGCUAACUUUAUUCAGUUGACACCAAGUAGGAGGGCUUUAUGGAGGGAAGGGGAAAAAAAGACAACUCGAGAAAAAUUAGUAUUUUCUACCUUCAGAAAUUAAUGGCCAUGAGUUCGUAUAUGGUGAACUCUAAGUAUGUGGACCCGAAAUUUCCUCCCUGCGAGGAAUAUUCACAGAAUAACUAUAUACCUGACCAGGGCACGGACUUCUUCAGUCCAUCGCAGGACACAGACUUUCAGCAUCCAGGGAUCUACCCACGGCCAAACUACACGGAGCAGCCCUUCAGCUGUACCACUGUGAAGGACUCCACGGUGCAGCCACGGGGUCAUGUGCAGGAGAGAUCCGGCCGCGCGAGCCCCUUUGGCGCAGAGACUGAGCAGGGGCCCCCGGUGCCCGUGGCCGGACCCCGGACUUGUGGACAGCAGCAGAACACAAAGAGUCAAAAUGGGAUACAAGCCAAGCAGCAUGCAGUAGUUUACCCCUGGAUGAAGAAAGUCCACGUUACUAAUGUGAACCCAGAUCACACGGGACCUGAGCCCAAACGGUCCAGAACAGCCUACACCCGGCAGCAGGUCCUGGAGCUGGAGAAGGAGUUUCAUUUUAACAGGUACCUGACCAGGCGGCGGCGGAUCGAGAUUGCGCACACGCUUUGUCUCUCCGAGAGGCAGAUCAAGAUCUGGUUCCAGAACAGACGGAUGAAAUGGAAGAAAGAUCAUAAGCUGCCCAACACCAAGGGCAGAUCCGCACCAGCCUCCAGCCAUCUGCAGAGCAUUCAGAAGGAUAACCAGACUGAUAUCACAGCAUUAUAAGGAAGGAUGGAUAAAAGGAAGGAUGGAGAGAGGUGCCAUGUCUUAUUAGAAGUUAACUGUACAUAAAAAAAGACAAAGGUUGCAUCUGACUUUUUUGCAUGGACUGAUGUCGUUCUCUACCUUUAUUAUUUUUUUAAUUUAACGAAAAUGACCCCAGCAGUGUUGACUCAAGACUGAGUCAGAAAAUCAAUCAGACUUUGUAACUGAGAGAUUUGUAAUUUUGCAAGUUCCUUCUUUUAAUUUUCCUCAAAGAGACACAAAUGCAUCGAAACUUUAUUUUUUUCUUUACUUUUAUUUUUUAUUUUUGGGACGUUUCAUCCCUGAGGACAUUUAACGAUCAACCCUCGCCUGAUUUCGUGGAUUUAAACCAAGUGAUUCUGCGCCCCUUAUAAGGUGGAUUCACAGACUUCUUUAUUCAGAACAGGGAAGCCCUUCGUUCCAAUUACGCACAAAGGUUGUUUCAGUUUGAUUUUUCUUUCCGGUGAAACUUCAUAUUAAACGCACAAUAAAUAAAUAAACACAUGCAUAUAUAGUCCUAUAUAUAUAUAUAUAUAUAGAAAAUAUAUAUACUUGAAGCAUUUAUUUGCAUAGAGGCACGCCAAACACAAUUUCGUAAAUCGCAGAAUUCCCGCUGGAUAUUUCAGUUCCACGUAUUUCCUUUGUGACUUGUAUGUUUUUAACUUAUUUUGUACAAUAAAGCUUUGAGAAAAAUAAAAAUUUCUAAAAUA
Molecule: messenger RNA, 2409 nt
Organism: Pleuronectes platessa (European plaice)
Lineage: Eukaryota; Metazoa; Chordata; Actinopteri; Pleuronectiformes; Pleuronectidae
Gene: hoxd4a
Product: homeobox D4a
Exons: 2
Coding region: 911-1681 (256 amino acids)
Biological process (GO): embryonic skeletal system morphogenesis; anterior/posterior pattern specification; regulation of transcription by RNA polymerase II
Cellular component (GO): nucleus
Molecular function (GO): DNA-binding transcription factor activity, RNA polymerase II-specific; RNA polymerase II cis-regulatory region sequence-specific DNA binding
Source: RefSeq, a predicted model, not a curated record